Messenger RNA from Meloidogyne enterolobii, 264 nucleotides. The record is from the annotation of a GenBank genome assembly. Lineage: Eukaryota; Metazoa; Nematoda; Chromadorea; Rhabditida; Meloidogynidae.
AUGAAGCAAGAACGAAUUGAAAAGGAAAAUUGGCUUAAAUAUGCAACAAGACUAAGCCAAUCAGCAUUCGAAGAUGAACGUGGUGGUAUAGGAGGCAAUAUUGGACGUGGACAAGAUAUGAAACCAUGCAACGAUGAUUGGAUAACUUUUUAUUUGGCAAGAAACGAAGGAGAAUUUGAAUAUUCCUUGGCUGAAAUAAUGCCUCCCCGACGUCCAGCACACAUUUAUCCAACAACUCAAUAUCCAGGUAAUUAUAAUUUAUAA